UAAAGCCAUUAAGAAAGAAGGAAAGUUAUUGAAAUUUCUAAUGCUGUGAUUUAAUUGUUUUAGAUCGACAUGUACAUUUUUAAAGGAUAAUAGAAAAUGGAAAAAUACGAACAUUUGGCAAUCGUUGGUGAAGGUUCUUAUGGCUUGGUGAUGAAAUGUAGACAUCGGGAAACCGAUCAAAUUGUAGCUAUUAAGAAAUUUCUGGAGACUGAAGAAGAUGCCACAAUCAGAAAAAUGGCGCUUAGGGAAAUUCGAAUGCUUAAGAGACUGAAACAUGAAAAUUUGGUAGCGAUGAUAGAGGUCUUUCGGUACAAAAAACGGUUUCACUUGGUAUUUGAAUAUUUAGAAGGUACCGUAUUGGAUGAACUGGAUAAGAUGCCAGGAGGAUUGGGUGAAGAAAGGUGUAGGCAAAGGAUAUUCCAGGUGACCAGAGGAAUUAAUUACUGUCAUAGCAAUCAUAUCGUACACAGAGAUGUGAAACCAGAAAAUGUCCUGGUAUCUUCACUAGGUGUUGUUAAAUUAUGUGAUUUCGGUUUUGCAAGAUUAAUCAGUUCCACGUCAGAGGCUUGUACUGAGUAUGUAGCUACGCGAUGGUACCGAGCUCCGGAGCUUCUUGUAGCUGAACCCCAUUAUGGUACUCCGAUAGAUAUAUGGUCAAUUGGAUGCCUGUUCGCCGAGAUGAUGACGGGAGAUCCUCUGUUUCCCGGAAAUAGUGAUAUUGAUCAAUUUUAUUUGAUUGUCAAAAUGAUGGGAAAACCGUGUUCCAGACACCAGCAUUUACUAUCAAAGAACUCUAAACUUAGAACAACAGUCAAAUUUCCUACAGAAGAAAGCAUAGGCUUGUACAAACACUUCGAAUCCUGGCCAACACUUACUAUAGAAUUCCUAGAGAGUUGCAUGAAGAUGGACCCUCAGCAGCGACUAACGGCUGACGAGCUCCUGAAGCACAGCUUCUUCACCCACGAUAUGUUCCCACAGAGGUUUUUACCAGCUUUGAGGGAGAAGGUUAACGUCGAACUGAAUAAUCCACUCUUGAGGAAGUACAAGACUGAGAUACUUAUGUCAACGGAUAAGAGGGACGAGGUGAGAAGAAACCAAGCAGAGACUCGAAGUGGAGGCACAAUGAAGAGAAAACUCAGUAACGGAGAUGGAACAGUAAAUGAGAAUUUCAACGACAAAAAUUUAAUAACUUUGGCUGAAACUGCGCAAAGAUUGAACGUGUUACAGCAAAGAUCCAGCCAAGGUGCGCUGAUUUCCAAAGAUCGUGGAACAAAGGUCAGUCAUAGCAGCAACAACGCUUCGGAGAUUCAGAUGCUCGAAAAAUCACUGGAAAGUUUGGCCAAAUUCAGUUCCAGACAGGAACACCAAAAGGAUGAGCUCUCUGAUUCACCUCAAUUUCAGAAUUUAGAUUAUGGGGACUUCAAUCGAUCACCGCAAUCCCAUUUGAUUCUACACCCUACUAUUAAUAAUAUUAGUUUUAAUAAAGAUCCCCCAAAGAAAUCGCCAAACGUAUUACAAAGUAUUAACAACUUGACAACCAAGUCCACACAGGUACCUCUUCUAACCAAUCCCAGGACGCAAUUUCUCAAGAAGUUGGAAAGAAACGCAGUUGUUGAUAAUAUAUUUGCCACCGGCGACCAUAGUAACCCAUUCGAUAACACUCCAAUUUGGUAUAAUAGUUUUACCUCUAGCUUACUGAAAAAGAAAGAAGUCAAAACGAAACCUGAUGAUUUUGUGCUGCCCAAUCUACCAGGAGCUACAAACAGCCUUUUAAGGAGUAAAAAAAGAACAUCUCCAGAGAAGUCGCUACCACUCUCGAAUGAUAUAACAGCGAGAGUAAUGAGGCUUAAUAACUCAAUAUACAUUAGAAGUCAAGAAGCAAAUGAAGUUGUUUUACACAAUUUUAGUAUAAAAAUUAAAACAUUUUAUAAAAUUCCACUUUUUUUCCUAGAAAUUGAAACAACUUUGAAAUCACCAAUCGAAUAA
Molecule: messenger RNA, 1986 nt
Organism: Diabrotica balteata
Lineage: Eukaryota; Metazoa; Arthropoda; Insecta; Coleoptera; Chrysomelidae
Source: the annotation of a GenBank genome assembly